GCCGCCAUGGACGACCAGGGCUGCCCGCGCUGCAAGACCACCAAGUACCGCAACCCCUCGCUCAAGCUGAUGGUCAACGUGUGCGGCCACACGCUAUGUGAGAGCUGUGUGGAGCUGCUGUUYGUGCGAGGGGCCGGCAACUGCCAGGAGUGCGACACUCCCCUGCGGAAGAGCAACUUCAGGGUGCAGCUCUUCGAGGAUCCGGCCAUUGACAAGGAAGUGGAGAUUCGGAAGAAGGUGCUGAAAAUAUACAAUAAAAGAGAGGAUGACUUUCCCAGUCUGAAUGAAUAUAAUGAUUUCCUGGAAGAAAUAGAAGAAAUUGUAUUUAACCUGACCAACAAUGUGGAUUUGGAGAACACCAAAAGGAAAAUGGAGAUGUACCAGAAGGAUAACAAAGAAGUCAUUCAGAAAAAUAAGAUAAAACUGACCCGGGAGCAGGAGGAGCUGGAGGAAGCGUUGGAGGUGGAACGGCAGGAAAACCAGCAGAGGCGACUGCUCAUACAGAAGGAAGAGCAUCUGCAGCAGAUGAUGAAAAGGAAGAAUAAGCAGGCGCUCUUGGAUGAACUGGAGAGCUCCAAUCUUCCCGCUUCCCUGCUGUUAGCUCAGCAUAAGGACAGGUCUACUCAGCUAGAAAUGCAAUUGGAAAAACCCAAAGCUGUCAAACCAGUCACAUUUUCCACUGGUAUCAAGAUGGGUCAGCAUAUUUCCUUAGCUCCCAUUCAGAAAUUAGAGGAAGCUUUGUACGAGUAUCAACCUCUGCAAGUGGAGACAUAUGGACCACAAGUUCCAGAGCUGGAAAUGCUGGGAAGGCUGGGGUACCUCAGCCACGUGCGAGCUGCCUCUCCGCAGGACCUCGCCGGCGGCUACACUUCCUCCCUCGCUUGUCACCGCGCCUUGCAGGACGCCUUCAGCGGCCUGCUCUGGCACCCCAGCUAGUCACCAUGCCCUGCRCGGGAUCGGGGGACACGGAGCGGCGUCAAGAGCGAGUCGGAGCAGCAAAGG
Nothoprocta perdicaria is the source of this 1002-nucleotide messenger RNA. RefSeq names its product MNAT1, CDK activating kinase assembly factor (gene MNAT1). Gene Ontology annotation, cellular component: transcription factor TFIIH holo complex. Gene Ontology annotation, molecular function: cyclin-dependent protein serine/threonine kinase activator activity. Gene Ontology annotation, biological process: nucleotide-excision repair; regulation of transcription by RNA polymerase II; positive regulation of cyclin-dependent protein serine/threonine kinase activity. The transcript has 8 exons. Lineage: Eukaryota; Metazoa; Chordata; Aves; Tinamiformes; Tinamidae. The coding region runs from base 7 to 936 and encodes 309 amino acids. The record is from RefSeq and is a predicted model, not a curated record.